This is a messenger RNA of Plutella xylostella (diamondback moth), 741 nucleotides long. RefSeq lists its product as uncharacterized. The record is from RefSeq and is a predicted model, not a curated record. NCBI's taxonomy places the organism in Eukaryota, Metazoa, Arthropoda, Insecta, Lepidoptera, Plutellidae.
AAGUUUGUCGCACUGUAUUGUUUAUGUUUGCCUAAUGAUUUGUUGUUGUUUAUAUUUUCAAUUAUUUCGUGAUCCUCGUCCAUAAAAUUGCGAUCUCAACACAGCGCUAUGGAUUUGAAAGAGAACAUGAUCCCUGACGACAAAAAGAAUCGAGCGCGCGGCGAAAACUGGACGCAAGAAGAGAAGGACCUAUUCUUUGAAAUAAUGCGGGAUUCUGCGCCUUUUAUUGAAAACAAAUUAACAGACACCAACAGCAAUAAACGAAAGAACUUGGAAUGGAUCAAAAUUAAGAGCAAACUGCAGGAGCUGACCGGGAUACCGAGAGAGACAGCGCAACUGAAAGGCUUCUGGAGACGGGCCAAGUUGUCGGCCAAAAAAAAUGUUUCACAGCACAAACGAGCGUUAUAUUUACAUGCUACAGGGGCUGGAGAGAGGCCCCCGACGCCUCCGGCAGACGACCUCAUGAUCGUAGAGUUGUGCCCCACAGAUUUUGUAGUUGAAGAUGAUAAUAAUGAUAGUGACACAACACUUCAGCUGCACAGCGAAGAUAAUGAGGCACUCUAUCAUCAAAAACUGGCCGCUAAAAUGAUGGAAGAAGAGCAUGAGUUGAAAAUGGAAUACCAACGCCGGGAGUUGACCCACCAGCAGUUGCGGCACAAGCUUGAACUAGAAAUACUGAUGUUAGAGAAAGAAAAACAAAUUAAGGAACUAGAAAUUAUUAAAAGAAGAUCGCAUUGAUAA